CUUUAUUAUUUUAGCAUCACGGCAGCAGGUUUCUGCUAAGUUUGGAGUUACUCUAGUCAUCACAACUGCAUGCCUGCUCGUUGUAGGUAAUAACCAGGGCUCAGCAGCACAAGGAGUCUGCAUGUCUAGUCUGUAGACAUGCUCAGCUUUGUGGAUACACGGAUUGUGUUGCUGCUUGCAGUAACUUCAUACCUAGCAACAUGCCAAUCAGGUCCCCGGGGAGACAAAGGCCCCAUGGGAGAUAGGGGUCCCCAAGGUCCAAACGGUAGAGAUGGUGAACCUGGUACCCCUGGACCUGCAGGACCUCCUGGGCCCCCUGGCCUUGGUGGAAACUUUGCUGCUCAGUACAAAGCCCCUGACGCAGGUCCCGGGCCCAUGGGUUUGAUGGGACCAAGAGGCCCACCAGGACCUCCAGGACCUCCUGGAGCGCAAGGUUUCCAAGGACACCCUGGUGAGCCUGGUGAACCAGGACAAACUGGCCCAGUAGGUGCUCGAGGCCCCACAGGUCCCCCUGGAAAGGCUGGUGAUGAUGGUAACCCUGGCAGAUCUGGCAAACCUGGUGAUCGUGGAACUGGUGGUGCUCAAGGUGCUCGUGGAUUCCCUGGAACCCCCGGUCUUCCCGGAAUGAAGGGACACAGAGGUUACACUGGUCUGGAUGGACAGAAGGGUGAGGUUGGAGCUGCUGGUGUUAAGGGUGAAACAGGCGCUCGGGGGGAGAAUGGAUCCCCAGGACUGGCGGGCGCUCGUGGUAUUUCAGGUGAACGAGGUCGUGCUGGCCCUGCUGGUCCAGCUGGUGCUCGGGGUAGUGAUGGGAAUGUCGGUCCUGCCGGCCCUGCUGGUCCUAUUGGCCCAGCUGGCCCUCCAGGUUUCCCUGGUUCUCCUGGUCCAAAGGGUGAGGUUGGCCCUGGUGGUCCUAAUGGCCCAACUGGUGCUCAGGGUGCAAGAGGUGAGCCAGGUGCUGCUGGUGCUGUCGGCCCCGUGGGUCCUAUUGGAAACCCUGGUAACAACGGUCUCAAUGGUCCUAAAGGUAGUGCUGGUCUCCCUGGUGUUGCUGGUGCUCCUGGUUUCCCCGGCCCCAGAGGUGGCCCUGGACCUCAGGGACCUGUCGGCGCUGCUGGGCCCAGAGGCAACAGUGGUGAUCCUGGUCCUUCUGGUCCCAAGGGUGAUACUGGUUCCAAGGGUCCACCUGGUAACGCAGGUCCCCAAGGUCAGCAGGGCCCUGCUGGUGAGGAAGGAAAGAGAGGCUCAACUGGUGAGGCAGGUCCACCUGGCCCAGCUGGCAACCGAGGAGGAAGAGGUGUUCCUGGAACUCGCGGUCUCCCUGGACCUGAUGGUAGAGGAGGCCCAGUGGGUGCCCCUGGCAGUCGUGGUGCCACUGGACCACCUGGUGUAACAGGUCCCUCUGGUGAUGCUGGCCGUCCUGGUGAACCUGGUCUCCCUGGCUCAAGAGGUUAUCCUGGAAACUCUGGCAAGUCUGGACCUCCCGGAAAGGAAGGACCCGCUGGUGCUAAUGGUCAAGAUGGUCGAUCUGGUGCCCCUGGUCCAGCUGGUCCAAGAGGUCAGCCUGGAAACAUUGGGUUCCCUGGCCCCAAAGGCCCUGCUGGGCUUCCUGGCAAACCUGGUGAAAAGGGACCUGCUGGUCCCGUUGGUGCAAGAGGAGCUCCUGGCCCUGAUGGCAACACUGGUCCUCAAGGUCUUCCAGGUGUUGCAGGUAAUGCUGGAGAGAAAGGAGAACAAGGUCCCGCUGGUGCUCCUGGUUUCCAGGGUCUUCCUGGUCCUGCUGGUCCUGCUGGUGAAGCUGGCAAAGUCGGCGACAGGGGUAUUGCUGGUGAUUCUGGUUUGCCGGGCCCUGCUGGUUUAAGAGGUGAGCGUGGUAACCCAGGCGCAGCUGGUUCUCAGGGUGCUCAAGGACCAGCGGGCCCACGUGGUCCUUCUGGUAGUCCUGGGACUGAUGGCGGCAAGGGGGAACCUGGUAAUGUUGGUGCUGUCGGUGCUGCUGGUUAUCAGGGUGCCUCUGGAAUGCCAGGUGAGCGUGGUGCUGCUGGCAUUCCUGGUGGCAAAGGUGAAAAGGGUGAGACCGGAUCAAAGGGUCCUGAUGGUAACACUGGCAGAGAUGGUGGACGUGGUGCUCCCGGACCAAGCGGCCCACCUGGACCUUCUGGUGCAACUGGUGACAAGGGUGAAUCUGGUCCUAAUGGUGCCUCUGGUCCUGCUGGUCCUCGUGGUCCCUCUGGUGAGCGUGGUGAAGUAGGACCUGCUGGUGCUCCUGGAUUUGCUGGUCCUCCUGGUGCUGAUGGUCAACCUGGUGCAAGAGGAGAGAGAGGCCCAGGAGGACCCAAAGGAGAUAUUGGUCCCCAAGGUCCUACAGGACCUGCAGGAAGCUCAGGACCCGCGGGUCCUUCUGGUCCAGGUGGUCCCCCUGGUCCCCGUGGUGAUGUGGGUCCCACUGGUAUGACUGGUUUCCCUGGUAGUGCUGGUAGAGUUGGUGGCCCUGGCCCUGCUGGUAUUAGUGGCCCACCUGGUCCCCCUGGCAAUGCUGGUAAGGAUGGACCCAGAGGCGCCCGUGGUGAUACUGGACCAGCUGGCCGUCCCGGUGAGCAAGGCAUGGUUGGUCCUUCUGGUAUGGCUGGUGAGAAAGGCCCAUCUGGCGAAUCUGGUCCUCCCGGUCCCCCUGGUAUCUCAGGUCCUAGUGGUGUUCUCGGUUCCCCUGGUAUUGUUGGUCUGCCUGGCUCAAGAGGAGAUCGUGGUCUCCCCGGUGGUGCAGGUGGCUCCGGUGAGUCCGGUAAACUAGGUCCAGCAGGUGCACAAGGCCCACGUGGUGCAGCCGGUAAUAUGGGUGCUCCUGGUAUGACCGGCGCACCAGGCGAGACAGGACGUGAUGGACACCCUGGUAAUGAUGGUCCACCUGGCCGUAACGGUGCCCCUGGCUUCAAGGGAGAUCGUGGUGAGGGUGGUCCCGCUGGCAUUGCUGGCGCAUCCGGAGCUCCUGGUGCUCCCGGACCAGCUGGUGCAGCUGGCAGACCAGGAAACCGUGGAGAAUCUGGUUCCGGUGGACCUCAAGGCCCCCUUGGCCCAGCUGGUGCAAGAGGUAUUUCUGGACCUCAAGGCCCACGUGGUGAGAAGGGUGUUGCUGGAGAGAAAGGUGAAAGAGGCAUGAAGGGACUCAGAGGCCAUUCCGGUAUGCAAGGUCUGCCUGGUCCUUCAGGUCCAAGUGGUGAACAAGGUUCUGCUGGUCAAACUGGUCCUUCUGGCCCAAGAGGUCCUGCUGGUCCAUCUGGUCCACCUGGCAAGGAUGGUCAGCCUGGACACCCUGGUCCUAUCGGCCCAGCCGGUUCUCGUGGUCCCAAUGGUCAAAGCGGUCCAACUGGCCCCCCUGGUUCUCCCGGACUUCCUGGUUUGCCUGGUAUCUCUGGUGGUGGUUAUGAAGUUUCUGGAUAUGAGGGAGAAUACAGAGCUGACCAGGCCACCCAAAAAGCCAAGGACUACGAAAUUGGUGCCACCCUGAAGUCCCUGAACAACCAGAUCAACAACCUCCUCACCCCAGAGGGCUCCAAGAAGAACCCAGCUCGUACCUGUCGUGACAUUAGACUCAGCCACCCAGAAUGGAGCAGCGGGUACUACUGGAUUGACCCCAACCAGGGCUGCAUCAUGGAUGCCAUCAAGGUUCACUGUGACUUCAGCACUGGAGAGACCUGCAUCUCCCCCAACCCUGCAAGCAUCCCACGCAAGAACUGGUACAGAAAUGCCAAAGACAAGAAGCACACAUGGUUUGGAGAAACUAUCAAUGGUGGCACUCAGUUUGAAUACAACGACGAAAGCAUGACUCCUCAGACCAUGGCCACCCAGCUUGCUUUCAUGCGUCUGCUCGCCAACCAGGCCUCUCAGAACAUCACCUACCACUGCAAGAACAGCAUCGCUUACAUGGAUGCUGAAGCUGGCAACCUGAAGAAGGCUGUCCUGCUGCAAGGCUCCAAUGAUGUUGAGCUCAGAGCUGAGGGUAACAGCCGCUUUACAUUCAGCGUGCUGGAGGAUGACUGCACUAGACACACUGGUCAAUGGGGCAAGACAGUCAUCCAGUACAAAACAACCAAACCAUCUCGCCUGCCCAUCCUCGACAUUGCACCUUUGGACAUUGGUGGUGCUGAUCAAGAAUUUGGUUUGGACAUUGGCCCAGUCUGUUUCAAAUAAAUAGACAUGAUAAAUUAAAAAAAAAAAAAAAAAUCUCUCUGCCAUUUCUGUUUUUAUACUGAAUGCUGAUUUCUUCUGCUCAUCCACUUGCUUAAGCUCUGGGCCUACGGACAAGAAUAUGGACUGAAUGGAGCAUUGUGCAAUGCAAUGUAAUACAGACCCCAAGAGACGUGGAAAUCACCUUGUUGUGGGACAUGUCAGCAUUUGUACAAUAAAAAAGUGAAAUAAAAACAAUGAAAGUACACACCACUUGUGGUCUUUGUAUAUCUUCCAAAGAGGAAGUUUAAAACUACAAACUCCGAGGGUUUAAACUACCUCAUAUACUUGUAUUAAAACCUGAUCCAUUUUAAGUCCUAUCGCAAAGGUGCUAAAUACAGAAUUACACGGCUUACGUGCUUGAAGCAGUGACAUGGUGCUACACUCCUUGCUGAGUUAAAAACAAGUCACUCCAAGUUUAAACCACUUUACUGUAUUACUUUGUAUUGUAUUUCAGACAGAAUCCUCUGCAGCUUAUCUGUAUACCCCGUAUUAAGCAUGUGGAUCAUUCCUUAGCCUUUUUUUUCUUUAUUCUUCAAUCCAGGUGUUCAUGCUUUAAGCACAUUUCUUCCAUUUGAAUGGGUAAAGGAGGCAUCUUUCUAAAAAAAAAAAAAAAGUUUAUUGUACCUAUUUUGUAUAUGUGAGAUGUUUAAAUAAAUUGUGAAAAGUUCUGAAAUAAAGCAUGUCCAAUGUUCCAAAACA
Molecule: messenger RNA, 4926 nt
Organism: Acipenser ruthenus (sterlet)
Lineage: Eukaryota; Metazoa; Chordata; Actinopteri; Acipenseriformes; Acipenseridae
Gene: col1a2
Product: collagen, type I, alpha 2
Exons: 50
Coding region: 139-4188 (1349 amino acids)
Molecular function (GO): extracellular matrix structural constituent
Source: RefSeq, a predicted model, not a curated record